AAUGGAUCUUCAAAUCCUAUACUUUACAUCCAUUUUCUCCCUUAUCACUUUUUUGUUUAUUGCACACAAAAAAGUGACCAAGAAAUCUGACCCAACUCCAAAUUUACCACCAGGUCCAUUGAAACUACCUAUCAUAGGAAACAUACACAACCUUAUAGGUUCACUUCCCCAUCAUAAGCUAAGAGACUUAUCAACAAAAUAUGGACCUUUAAUGCAUCUAAAACUUGGUGAAGUUUCAACAAUUGUAGUUUCAUCAUCAGAAUAUGCCAAAGAAGUGAUGAAAACACAUGAUCUUAUUUUUUCAUCAAGGCCUUCUAUUCAAGCUUCAGAGAUAAUGAAUAACUCUCUUGGUAUUGCUUUUGCUCCUUAUGGUGAUUAUUGGAGACAACUUAGAAAAAUUUGUACUUUAGAGCUAUUAAGUUCAAAACGUGUCCAAUCUUUUCAACCAAUUAGAAGUGAAGAGGUAAAUAAUCUAAUCAAAUGGAUUGCUUCAAAAGAAGGAUCACAAAUUAAUUUAACCAAAGAAGUGUUUUCAACAAUUUCUACAAUCAUUUCUAGGACAGCUUUUGGGAAGAAGUGCAAGGACAAUCAGAAAUUCAUAUCAUUGGUGAAGGAAGCCAGUAAAGUUGCUGGAGGUUUUAAUUUGGGAGAUUUAUAUCCUUCUUAUAAAUGGCUUCAAAAUAUAUCUGGGUUGAAGCCUAAGCUUGAAAAGUUACACAAACAAACUGAUAAGAUUUUGCAAAACAUUGUUGAUGAGCAUAGGGAGGUUAAUAAAUCAAGGGUCAAUGAAGAUCAUGGUGAGGAAGAUCUUGUUGAUUUGCUAUUGAAACAGGAAUAUUGUUUAAAUGAUAAUUGUGUCAAGGCUGUGAUCUUGGAUAUAUAUGGAGCUGGAAGUGAUAGUUCAGCUUCUACCAUAACAUGGGCAAUGGCAGAAAUGAUUAAAAAUCCAAGAAUAAUGGAGAGGGUACAAGCUGAGUUAAGAGAGGUAUUUGAUAAAGAAAGAAAACCCAAUGAAAGUGACUUGGAUAAAUUAAAAUAUUUAAAAUAUGUUGUGAAAGAGACUUUGAGAUUACAUCCUCCGGGAGCACUUUUGCUUCCAAGAGAAUGUGGACAAACAUGCAAGAUAAAUGGUUAUGACAUACCUUUUAAAAGCAAAGUUAUAGUGAAUGCUUGGGCUAUUGGAAGAGAUCCAAAUCAUUGGGAUGACCCGGACAAAUUUUAUCCUGAAAGAUUCAUUGAAAGUAGUGUAGACUAUAAAGGUAAUAAUUUUGAGUUCAUUCCAUUUGGUGCUGGAAGAAGAAUGUGCCCUGGGGUCACGUUUGGUUUGGUCAACGUUGAGUAUCCACUUGCAUUGUUGAUGUAUUACUUUGAUUGGAAACUUUCGAAUGCAAAGAAAAAUGAAGAUUUAGAUAUGAGUGAGACUUUUGGAGUAGCGGUUACUCGAAAAGAUGAUUUAUUCCUUAUUCCUAUCACUUAUCAUCCUUAGAUACCCCAAAUAUUAAUCGGAAGUGAAUAAUGAUAGUAAUGAUCAUUAGUUUGAUUUACGGACAAUAUUGUGGUGAUAAUGAUCGUAAUGCCAAAGGUAUAUCAUUACUACACAAC
This is a messenger RNA of Trifolium pratense (red clover), 1602 nucleotides long. RefSeq names its product cytochrome P450 71D9-like. The transcript is spliced from 2 exons. Lineage: Eukaryota; Viridiplantae; Streptophyta; Magnoliopsida; Fabales; Fabaceae. The coding region runs from base 2 to 1486 and encodes 494 amino acids. The record is from RefSeq and is a predicted model, not a curated record. Gene Ontology annotation, molecular function: oxidoreductase activity, acting on paired donors, with incorporation or reduction of molecular oxygen; monooxygenase activity; iron ion binding.